Molecule: messenger RNA, 1150 nt
Organism: Blepharisma stoltei
Lineage: Eukaryota; Ciliophora; Heterotrichea; Heterotrichida; Blepharismidae
Source: the annotation of a GenBank genome assembly
AUGCUUCCUUGCUCUUUCCUUCUGUACCUAGAUUUUGAUGAUUUACACCAAGCUGUUUGGGCUUUUUUCUCUUUUUUCGUGUUUUUUUCACCACAUUUUGGUUUUUCCACCCUUGCGUAUUUUUGGGGCUUUUUAGUUUUUGGUCUUUUUGGAAUUUUGGGCUUUUUGGGUAUUUUGGACCUUUGGGCUUUUAUGGCUUUUAUGGCUUUUAUGGCUUUUAUGGCUUUUAUGGCUUUUAUGGCUUUUAUGGCUUUUAUGGCUUUUAUGGCUUUUAUGGCUUUUAUGGCUUUUAUGGCUUUUAUGGCUUUUAUGGCUUUUAUGGCUUUUAUGGCUUUUAUGGCUUUUAUGGCUUUUAUGGCUUUUAUGGCUUUUAUGGCUUUUAUGGCUUUUAUGGCUUUUAUGGCUUUUAUGGCUUUUAUGGCUUUUAUGGCUUUUAUGGCUUUUAUGGCUUUUAUGGCUUUUAUGGCUUUUAUGGCUUUUAUGGCUUUUAUGGCUUUUAUGGCUUUUAUGGCUUUUAUGGCUUUUAUGGCUUUUAUGGCUUUUAUGGCUUUUAUGGCUUUUAUGGCUUUUAUGGCUUUUAUGGCUUUUAUGGCUUUUAUGGCUUUUAUGGCUUGUCUGACUUUUUUAGGCUUUUUUGGUAUUUUUGGCUGUCUUGGCUUUUCUAACUAUUUUGACUUUUGGUCUCCUUACUUUCCACCUUUACCCAUUCGAUGAUCUCUAUCGGUACCUACUUGAUGGAUCCUGUGGCUAGGAUCAGCUCUCCACCAUCCAGAAUCACACCUUCCUGUCCAGCGAGCCAGAGUCUCAGACACUCCGCUUUAUCUGUUUCUUCAUCAACAGCUUUUUUUUCAUUAUCCCAGGCUUCUUCUCCCAAUUCAUCCUCCACCAUUUUUAUUUGCAAGUCAAGAAAGUCUAUUUCAUCCCAAAUUUCUUCAUCUGAGCAAAAUUCAUCAGUUUCUGAAUCAGUUUCGUCAAAAAGCUUUGCCACAGCCUCACAAUCCUUGACAGAGAAUCAAGGCAAAAUUUUUGUGCUUUUUUUUUUCUGUCUCCAUGAUUCUCAAAAAUAAAAAGUAAAUAUUUAUAAAUAAAAAAAUGAUUCUACUUGUUGGUGAACAUAAUUUUUGCUCUCUACCAAGAGAUGAUUUAGUAA